Closterium sp. Yama58-4 is the source of this 2115-nucleotide messenger RNA. The record is from the annotation of a GenBank genome assembly. Lineage: Eukaryota; Viridiplantae; Streptophyta; Zygnematophyceae; Desmidiales; Closteriaceae.
AUGGAGGAGUUAGUAAUGGGUACUGAGGCAGUGCAGCUCUCGGUCGAGAAUGAUGAACUAGAGCAGGGGCAGGGUACGGACAUGAGGCAGGGGAGUCCGAAUGUCGUAGGCGAAUCGGAGGAGGUGCAGAGAGAGGAACGUGAGAAUAGGGUGGUGUAUCAGAGGCGGGAGGCAAGAACAAAGAAGAAGUAUGAUCAGGGGCGGGAAGCACGCGAGGGGGAAGAGGCGAAUCAGAGGGUGGAACAGAAGCGGAUGAGACUCGAGGACCAGGAGCGAGAGGUGAGUUCGAUGGAGGGGGACAGGGAGAGGGAGGAAGAAAAUGUGAGGGAGAAAGAGAGGAAGGUCGAGCGCGAAAAGGAGGACUUGCGGCAAAGGGAAGAAGACGAGAGGAAGAGCGAGGAGGCGAGGAAGAUGGAGCGCGAAAAGGAGGAAAAGCGGCAGAAGGAGGAGGAAGAGCGGAAGAGGGAGGAGAAAAAGGCUGAGCGCGAACAGGAGGAAAAGCGGCAGAGGGUGGAGGAAGAGCGGAAGAGGGAGGAGGAGAAAAAGGCUGAGCGCGAACGGGAGGAAACGCGGCAGAGGGAGGUGGAAGAGCGGAAGAGGGAGGAGGAGAAAAAGGCUGAGCGCGAACGGGAGGAAACGCGGCAGAGGGAGGUGGAAGAGCGGAAGAGGGAGGAGAAAAAGGCUGAGCGCGAACGGGAGGAAACGCGGCAGAGGGAGGUGGAAGAGCGGAAGAGGGAGGAGGAGAAAAAGGCUGAGCGCGAACGGGAGGAAACGGGGCAGAGGGAGGUGGAAGAGCGGAAGAGGGAGGAGAAAAAGGCUGAGCGCGAACAGGAGGAAAAGCGGCAGAGGGAGGAGGAAGAGCGGAAGAGGGAGAAAAAGGCUGAGCGCGAACAGGAGGAAAAGCGGCAGAGGGAGGAGGAAGAGCGGAAGAGGGAGGAGGAGAAAAGGGCUGAGCGCGAACUGGAGGAAAAGCGGCAGAGGGAGGUGGAAGAGCGGAAGAGGGAGGAGGAGAAAAAGGCUGAGCGCGAACGGGAGGAAAAGCGGCAGAGGGAGGAGGAAGAGCGGAAGAGGGAGGAGGAGAAAAAGGCUGAGCGCGAACGGGAGGAAACGGGGCAGAGGGAGGUGGAAGAGCGGAAGAGGGCGGAAGAGAAGGCUGAGCGCGAAAAGGAGGAGAAACGGCAGGAGGAUGAGCGGAAGAGGGAGGAAGAGACUAAGCUGGAGCGUGAAAAGGAGGAGAAACGGCAGAGGGAGGAUGAAGAACGGAAGAGGGAGGAGAAGGCAGAGCGCGAACAGGAGGAGAAGCGGAAGAGGGAGGAGGAAGAGCGGAACAGGGAGGAGAAGGCUGAGCGCGAAGAGGAGAAACGGCAGAGGGAGGAUGAGCGGAAGAGGGAGGAGAAGGCUGAGCGCGAACAGGAGGAGAAGCGGCAGAGGGAGGAGGAAGAGCGGAACAGGGAGAAGGCUGAGCGCGAAAAGGAUGAGAAACGGCAGGAGGAUGAGCGGAAGAGGGAGGAUGAGCGGGAGAGGGAGAAAGCGACGAAGAUGGAGCGCGAAAAGGAGAUGAAGCGGCAGAGGGAGGAUGAAGAACGGAAGAGGGAAAAGACGGCAGAGCGCGAACAGGAUGAGAAGCGGCAGAGGGAGGAGGAAGAGCGGAAGAGGGAGGAGAAGGCUGAGCGCGAAAAGGAGGAGAAACGGCAGAGGGAGGACGAGCGGAAGAGGGAGGAUGAGCGGAAGAGGGAGGAAGCGACGAAGGUGGAGCGCGAAAACGAGGAGAAGCGGCAGAGGGAGGAUGAAGAGCGGAAGAGGGAGGAGGCUGAGCGCGAACAGGAGAAGCGGCAGAGGGAGGAGGAAGAGCGGAAGAGGGAGGAGAAAAAGACAGAGCGCGAACAGGAGGAGAAGCGGCAGAGGGAGGUGGAAGAGCGGAAGAGGGAGGAGGAAAGAAAGGCUGAGCGCAAAAAGGAGAAGCGUCGAAGGGAGGAGGCGCAGAAGAGGGAGGAGAAGCAGCAGGCUGAGCGCGAACAGGAGGACAAGAGGCAGAGAGAGGAAGAGCAGAACAGGGAGGAGGAGAAAAGGGCAGAGCGCGAACAGGAGGAAAAGCGGCGGAGAGAGGACACGUGA